Molecule: messenger RNA, 2363 nt
Organism: Nymphaea colorata (pocket water lily)
Lineage: Eukaryota; Viridiplantae; Streptophyta; Magnoliopsida; Nymphaeales; Nymphaeaceae
Product: bZIP transcription factor TGA10
Exons: 11
Coding region: 860-2035 (391 amino acids)
Biological process (GO): DNA-templated transcription; regulation of DNA-templated transcription
Molecular function (GO): sequence-specific DNA binding; DNA-binding transcription factor activity
Source: RefSeq, a predicted model, not a curated record
GGGUAGGAGUCCAGCCGUAAAAAAGUUGCAGGGUACCCACCCUCAACUCAAGAACUCCGGCCAUUUCCGGGUUUGGUUGGCGAUAGAAGCCGUCAGGUUCUCGCUUUGUCGCUUCUUAUAAAAUAUAUGCCUUUCUUAGUUUUUUUUAUUGCUACCGUAGUCCUCCCUUUCUUCUUCUUCUUUUUAUUCUUCUUCUUCUUCUUAUCCUUCUUCUUCUUCGUUGCCCUCACCAACGUCCAAAAGGUCUCCUUGCCCUCAGCCCCCCCACCUCUCCCUCGCGUCCGUGUCUUGACGCAGAGGGAGCGAAAGAGAGAGACCGACUCUUUGAUAGCAUGGAGCAUCGACGGCCACCUUCACGUUUAUGAUCCAUUAGCUAGCCUCCAUCGCCAUGGUGGAGAACACAAGCCGUCCUCAAUUAUAUGCAGCUUCGUCUUUCAACAAGAUCAUCAGCAAAGGUUGACAGAGAAAUAGGUCGAAUAGAUAAACAGAUAGAUAUUGAGAGAGAGAGAGACAGAGAGAGAGAGAGGGAGGGAGAGAGGAACUUUCUUCUUAAUCUUCGUGUGCUCUCCGCUUUUUCUUCUUUUUAUGGUUGAAGUAUUUUUAUCAUGGCCGCUGGUAAGGAGAACCAACUGCAGCUACAAGAAGAAGGGAUGCUUCAGACUUCAUCGGCGAUUCCUUCAAAUUUCAUGUAAAAAGAACGGAGAGCAGCGGUAAUAAUGGGAGUUACGACCUUGGGGAGUUGGAUGAAGCGCUCUUCUUUUAUCUAGACGGCCAUGGUCAUCAUCAUCCACUCGCUGCACAAAGGCAGAGUAGUUCAGUGAUUAGACCACCAACUUUGAAUAUUUUUCCUUCUCAACCCAUGCAUGCAGAUUCCACUCAAGAGAAGGCGGUAAUGGUCUUAGCAAACAGCAAAAUUGAAUCGGAACCCGUGCUGCCUUCCCAGGACAGAAACUUGCCUUCGAAGGGCACCUGUAUCCAAUUAGGGUUCGAUUCCCCGGCAAGCAGCGUUACCAAGAGAUCUUCUGAUCAGGCCAUGGAGUUGGCGAGUCCAAGAACGGACCGGACAUCUGGGCGUGGAGUAGAGAAAGAUGUCAAGAAGGAUGGAAAUCGCAAAGGUCCAACGUCAAGUUCAGAUCAGGAAGGACCAAAAACGCCAGAUGCCAAGACACUAAGAAGGCUAGCGCAGAAUAGGGAAGCAGCAAGGAAAAGCAGGCUUAGGAAAAAGGCCUACAUUCAGCAGCUAGAGUCUGGCAGGAUAAGGCUAACUCAGCUUGAGCAGGAGUUACACAGAGCAAGAUCUCAGGGAUUAUUCUUCGGGGGAGCUGUACUUGGUGAGCAAGGCUUACCUAAUGGCAACACCAAUUUGAGCGCAGAUGCUGCAUUAUUCGACAUGGAGUAUGCGAGGUGGCUGGAGGACAACCACCGGCUGAUGUGCGAGCUCCGGGCCGCGGUACACGAGCACCUGCCGGAGAACGAGCUGAGGCUGUACGUCGACAACUGCCUGGGUCACUACGACGAGAUGAUGAAUCUCAAGGCCAUGAUCGUCAAAUCCGACGUCUUCCACCUUCUAUCCGGCAUGUGGAAGUCGCCGGCUGAGCGAUGCUUCAUGUGGAUGGGAGGAUUCCGGCCGUCGGAGCUACUCAAGAUAUUGGUUCCUCAAAUAGAACCUUUGGCUGAACAACAGUUUCUAGGCAUAUGCAGUCUUCAGCAGUCAUCUCAACAGGCAGAAGAUUCACUGAGUCAAGGGAUGGAGAAUCUUUACAGGUCUCUCUCUCAUACCGUUGCCUCUGGUUCCUUAAAUUCUCCGGCCAACAUGGCUAACUACAUGGGCCAAAUGGCGAUUGCCAUGAACAAACUCUCCAACGUCGAAGAUUUCAUCGUCCAGGCCGAUAAGUUGAGGCGGGAGACACUGCACCAGUUGCCAAGGCUGCUCACAGUGCGGCAAGCAGCGCGCUGCUUCCUUGCCAUCGGCGAGUACUUCCACAGGCUUCGUGCUCUCAGUUCCUUGUGGCUGGCUCGGCCCAAGCCAGAGUGAAUACAUAAGUGCGCACACACACACACACAUACAUAGGGACUAAGAACAAAUUAAAAGGAAUGUCCAUUAUCAUCUCUUCCUCUCUCUGUACAUGUCUGCCCACACCCAUAAAGGCACAAAUAGUUACUCUUGUAUACAGAAGUAUAUAAAUGGAGAGAUGGUUAUGUGCACUCGGUGGAUCGUAUACAGCUCUCAGUAUAUGACAUGUAGACUCUUGGCAGACUUUCAGGAUUCCCCUGACCUACUCCUAAAGAAAAUUGUCAUGUACACAAGCUUAUGCACUUAUGUAUUGUGCCCCAGCUUGUGCAUAUAACCAGCUUUGUUAUCA